This is a messenger RNA of Saccostrea cuccullata (small rock oyster), 1334 nucleotides long. Its product is annotated as ras-related protein Rab-1A-like. Gene Ontology annotation, molecular function: GTPase activity; GTP binding. Gene Ontology annotation, biological process: vesicle-mediated transport. The record is from RefSeq and is a predicted model, not a curated record. The transcript is spliced from 7 exons. The coding region runs from base 111 to 719 and encodes 202 amino acids. Lineage: Eukaryota; Metazoa; Mollusca; Bivalvia; Ostreida; Ostreidae.
GUGAUAGAACAGCUCAAUACUUCCAGCGUGUUUUAGUCUUCUUGUAUGUACAUAGUAUAUAAACAAACCGUCGUGUGGCAUUUAACAACAUAAACUUUAAAACCGCCGAAAUGGACAGUGAUUAUGUUUUCAAAAUCUUGCUUAUUGGGGAUUCCGGUGUUGGGAAGUCUAGUUUAAUGCUGAAAUUCACGGAUGAAUCGUUUACAGAGACUUAUAUCAGCACAAUCGGUGUAGACUUUAAAAUCCGGACACUUGAAAUUGACGGGAAAACAGUGCGUUUACAGAUAUGGGAUACAGCGGGACAGGAACGUUUUAAGACCAUCACCACAGCUUACUACAGGAACGCCGACGGAAUAUUAGUGGUUUAUGACAUCACGGACAAGGAAUCUUUUCAAAAUGUGUCUAAAUGGCUGGAAGAUGUAGAGAAUUAUUCCAACAAGAGAGUUAACAAGGUGCUGGUAGGGAAUAAGGCCGACUUACAGCCCAAAAGAGUGGUCAAUUAUACAGAGGCAAAGAACUUUGCAGACCAGCAUAAUAUUCCUGUGAUAGAAACAAGUGCCAAAACAUCCAACAAUGUAGAACAACUGUUUGAAUCCAUGGCAUCUCACCUCAAAGAUCUGAGUGACAAUGGAAGAACUCCUAUACGAGACGAUACACCAACUAUUAACAUCAACAUUAACAGGAAGUCAGUCAAAAAAGAAAACUGUUUCUGUAGCUAAAUUUACACUGAAUCUGUAAUUGAUUUACAAAUGGAAUCAGUCAGACCAAGCACUUCUUCAAGAGAUGUUGGCAGAGUUGUCUCCCUUUUGGGGAAAAAUCACUCAGACUGAUAAUUUUCCUCUGCAAGUCUCCUACUUGGAAAGAAAACAACAAAAACAACGCCAUGUUGACUGGAAGUGUGUUUAUAGCUAUACUGUGAUAAUGUACAUAGACAUUUGUUUGUUGACAUUUGUUUGCUGACAUUUGUUAUGUUAUUAACUGUGCAAUACUACAUGCAAAACAUUCACAUUUUCUUAUUACCAACCAAAUGUUUCAUAGACUUCUUCAUAUAUACAUUUAUAAAAUCUUAGGCAGCAUCAGUAAAGAAAUGAAGAAAGUAUACAUUUUGUAUAACUACCAGGGUUUACAUUCAUGUAUAUUAUGACAUUAUUGUCUUUUAAAACAAUUUUUGAUGCCUAAGUACUGUUACAAAGGAAUGGACAAUCCAACUGUGACAAAGCAUGAUGUUCAAAUUUACUUAGCCUAGAUAAAAUAAGAAAAAUUUUUCCUUGGAUAAAAUGCACAUGUAAAUUCUUCAUAUUAUGUACUGUGGAAAUGAAAUCAUGAUGAAAUCA